GUAGUCGCACAACGGCAGUCGUACACGUUCAACGCUCGUUCCGCACGUACACGCGCGCCACCACGGUCUCUGUUUGUUAAAAAUUCUCGCGCGCGCGUGUGUCUCCUUACGCCGCCGCCGCAGCCGUGUGUUCUCGCCGCGCCACACACAUGACACCGUUUGUCCGUGCGUUGAUCGCGUGUUCGUCGUCGCCGCAUUCGUCGUAGUGUUUAUUUCGUUUACCCGAACGCAUCAAUAUUAAAAAUAUUUCAUUUUAUUUUUUCGUUAUUUUUUUCGUUAUUACGGUCCUAGAGGAUUUUCGUUCAAUUUUUCGUGUGCUUUUCGCGUGGAUGACACCGCUGAUCUGACCAGGUCGCGCCGCAUCAGCUGCCGACGACAUCGCACCGCCGUCGCCGCACCACCGCGGGCGGACACAGUCGCGCGCGCCCGUCGCCCGCGUUCUCCACCACGCACGGUAAAUACCCGACGAUAAUUGACAAUAAUCCGUACCCGCAGUCGCGUCGCCGACCGCACACGACCGCUGCAACGAUAAAUAAAAUGCUAAUGGACGCCGAAAUCAAAAACUGUUCCGGCCUGUUGGCGGGCGGAGUGCACCACGCUUCGGCACACAUGGGCCACACGUACGGUAACCUCAACCAGAUGGGCAUGUUGGCCGGUAUCGGGUCCGCGGGCGUCGUGCUCGGCGGACCGCAGGGUGGUGGACAGCAGCCGCUGUCGUCGCCUCCGCCGUCGCAACAGCAACAGCAGCAACAACAACAGCAACAGUCUGCGCUGCACCAACAGCAACAGCAGCAGCAACAACAACAGCAGCAGCAGCAGCAGCAGCAGCAGCAACAGCAACAGCAACAGCAACAACAGCAGCACCAUCAACACAUGCAGGCCGCGCACCACCAUCACCAGGUAGGCGGACACGUCGUCGGCGGUCAGCUGCAGCUGCCGUCCCCGAACAACAACAACUCGUCGUCGGCCAACAAAAACCAGAACGUGGACCGCGUCAAGCGGCCCAUGAACGCGUUCAUGGUGUGGUCGCGUGGACAGCGCCGCAAGAUGGCCCAGGAGAACCCGAAGAUGCACAACUCGGAGAUCAGCAAGCGGCUGGGUAGCGAGUGGAAGAUGCUGACCGAGACGGAGAAACGGCCGUUCAUCGACGAGGCCAAGCGAUUGCGCGCCGUGCACAUGAAGGAACACCCGGACUACAAGUACCGGCCAAGGCGCAAGACAAAGACUUUGAUGAAGAAGGAAAAGUACCCGCUACCGGGAGGUGGAGGCCCACUGUCCCUGGGAGGUGCUGGCGGACAGCCGUGCGACAACUCCGUGGGCGGCCGGAACGCCGUUGCUCAGGUAUCGGGCGUAACGCAGCAGCAGCUUAACAACAGCCGGGAUCUGUACCACCAGAUGAACGGUUACAUGCCCAACGGCGGAUUCGGCAUGCACCACGACCCGAAUCCGUACGCGCAACAGCCGUCGCCGUAUGCAUCUCACAUGGCCGCCGCGUCUCAGGCCGCCGCUAGUUACCGGUACGACAUGCCGCAGAUGAACAACAACGCGGCCGCGGCCGCGUCCAUGCACUACUUGAACGGCAGCUACAACCUGUACUCGGACAUGAACCAGUACCAGCAGGGGCCGCCGUCCACGUCGCACAGCCCGGACAGCAUCAAGUCCGAGAGGAUCUCGCCACCCGUCCAGUCGGGUGGCCACUCGCCCAGUCCAAGGCUGUGCCAGCAACAGCAGUUGCACCAGCAGCAACAGCAACAGCAGCAGCAACAGCAACAGCAGCAGCUGGGUGGCAACGAUCUGCUACGCAUGUACAUGCCGCUCGAGUCCAGGCUGUCGGCUGCCGCCCAGGGACACCAGCAGCCCGGCGGCCACAGCCACCCGUAUCUGUCGCACAGCCAGCAACAGAACCUCGUGCAGCAGGCACACCCGCACUCCAUGUCGCCCGAUCUCCAGAUGGGCCACUUGGGCCAUCACAUGUAAACGACGCGUCGGCCAGCCAGCCAGCCAACCGUUUACAUGCCGCCGCCGCAGCUUCCUCCGCAUCGCCGUCGACAUCAUUCUCCUCAACGUCCACGAGCGCCGACUGCACGGACAGCCCACGAAGGACAGCGCCGCGCGCUCAUGUAAGCCAUAUAAAAAAAAAAACAAAAACAAUAAAAAAUUCAAAAAAAAAUUAUUAAAAACUUAUUAUAUACAUUUAACCGGCGCAAACGGCGGGCAAACAUUGGUCUUGUUCCGCGAUCUUUUUCCCGCCGUUAAAGAUUUUUUUUUUUAUGAAUAACAUUGUCAUAAUAACGAUUAACAUAACUUUUUAAGUGUUAUACUUGCCCAAGUCGCGAGUAGUAGAUGUGUCAGUAUAAUGACGAUUAUUUUUUUCCUAGCUUUUUUUUUAAUUUAUAAUUUUGAUUAUUUUUCAAUGAAUUGUUUUUGAAAAACGUAAACGCGUGUCGGCCGCGUGAACCAUAAUAAUAAUAUUUAUCAUAAUAAAAAACCAAUGUCCUCGAAAUUUGUAAAAAAAAAAAAAUGAAAAAAUAACUCCGCUUAACGAAAAAAAAAAAAAUAAUUAAAAACCGAUGACAUUUUCGUCUUGCCUCCUGUGUAAUAAUUGAUAAUAUUUUUCCGUUAUUGUUAUUAUGUGCGACGACGUGUCGAAAAACAACGUGCUUAAUAUUAUUAUAUAUUAUGCGUGUAUUGCGAUAUUUAAUAGUACGCGUGAUUCCUCCCCAUCACCCGCCGCGGGUACAAUUUUGAUUCGAACGCACACGAAACGACUCUUUUAUGUAUCUAUACAUUUGCUUUGUACAUAAAAGUGUAUUUUUUUUUUCUUGACGAAAAGAAAACAAUUUAAAUAAAACUACACCGCCGGCCCCACCGCGUACACCUUUAACAAUAUAUUUACAUUAGGUGUAAUAUAUUAAUAUUAUUAUAAUAUUAUGUGAAAAAUGCGCGCAAGUGAACAAUAUUAUUUAUAGGUACCUAAUCAAUACCUACAUAGUGUUUCGGCCGAGUCUGCGGCGCGGAGCCGCCCGAGAUUGUGCCAUAAACUUAAAAUAAAAUCAUAAAAUUAAAACGCACACACACACAUACAUGUCUUACAAAAAUUUGUAAUUUGUAACUUUCAAAAACGAGAAAAUGCUCGCCGCCCCUCCAUUAUGUAUCGAAAUCCGUCCUACCCGCCGAAUUCCUCCUCACGACGACAUCGCCGUAGUAUAGUAUUUCAUAUAAUACUAUAUAAUAUUAUGAUCGCACGUCAAUUAAAAUUUCGUAUACAUACCCUCCCGUGUGUGUGUGUACAAUACAUGUACACAACAACAAUAAAUUUACGAAAACACAAUACCUUCUUUGGCGGCGCAGGCCCCGUCAAAAUAUCCUUAGAUAUUUUAAUAUAAUAUAUAAAUUAUAAGGACUCGCCGCUCGCUAUAAUUGCAGCGUGUACUACAUGCAUAACACUGUAUAAUAUCGUUACAGGUAUAUAUCGUUAUAUUAUAAUAUUAUAUUGUAUGCGAUAACAUCGGCGGUCAGACAACACGCACACAGACUUACGGCGCGUAAUCCGGUAAAACAAACGGAAUAAUAAUAAAAAAAAAAAAAACAAAAAAAAAAA
Metopolophium dirhodum (rose-grain aphid) is the source of this 3601-nucleotide messenger RNA. Its product is annotated as transcription factor Sox-2-like. Gene Ontology annotation, biological process: cell differentiation; regulation of DNA-templated transcription; anatomical structure morphogenesis. Gene Ontology annotation, molecular function: DNA-binding transcription factor activity, RNA polymerase II-specific; RNA polymerase II cis-regulatory region sequence-specific DNA binding. Lineage: Eukaryota; Metazoa; Arthropoda; Insecta; Hemiptera; Aphididae. Bases 538 to 1977 code for a protein of 479 amino acids. The transcript has a single exon. The record is from RefSeq and is a predicted model, not a curated record.